AUGCGCCGCGUCCUCCGGCUGCUCCUCGGCUGCUUCCUCACCGAGCUGUGCGCCCGCGUGUGCCGGGCGCAGGAGCGAGCGGGUCACGGGCAGCUGGCGCAACUGGGCGGCGUGUUGGUGCUGGCGGGGGGCAACCGCUCCGGGGCCGCCUCAGGAGAGGCCGGCGAAGGCGCUGGGGUGUCGGACGCGCCCCCGACCCGGGCGCCCACGCCAGACUUCUGCCGGGGCUACUUCGAUGUCAUGGGCCAGUGGGACCCGCCGUUCAACUGCAGCUCGGGCGACUUCAUCUUCUGCUGCGGGACUUGUGGCUUCCGGUUCUGCUGCACGUUUAAGAAGCGGCGACUGAACCAAAGCACCUGCACCAACUACGACACGCCGCUCUGGCUCAACACCGGCAAGCCCCCUGCGCGCAAGGACGACCCCUUGCACGACCCCACCAAGGACAAGACCAACCUGAUCGUCUACAUCAUCUGCGGGGUGGUGGCCGUCAUGGUGCUUGUGGGCAUCUUCACCAAGCUGGGGCUGGAGAAGGCGCACCGGCCCCAAAGGGAGCACAUGUCCAGGCUCUGUGACAAUCUGCUGUUUACAGAGGCACUGCUUACUUUCCGAAGAGGAUGAACACGCCCAUGGUGAGUGGAGGAAUCCGACUUCAAACCGGACAGUCGGAGGAAGGAUACAGGUCCUGGACCAUUGGCUCUACUGCCUUGGAGUGCAAACCUGCAGGACUUCCAGUCUUCUCAGCUCACAAGAAAUGCUCGGUGCUCUGCAAACAACAGCACGUGCAUCAGGGCCAGUUCAAGAAGCCACCAAAAGAUCAAGACUAGGAAUGUUUUCUGCAUCUGCCCCAGGCAGGGCCAGGCAUCUUGGUGGAAGCGCUGGUGAGAAAUGACCCUGGGGACAGAGGCACAUGUUUGAAGCUCUCUACACUUGAAGCCAGUAGGGAACACAUGUCGUUAUUUUGUCCACCUUCAAACAGAAUUGGAAAUCCGAGUGGCAAAUUGCAUAGCACAGUGUCUUGUGUCUUUUUCAAACACACUGCAGAAGAGCUGGCGUCUCUUGCGAAGAAAUGGCAUCAAAUGACAAAUGCACCUUCUUCCCUUGCCUUUUCUCAUCUUCCAAUUUCUCUGCUACCUCUUAUCUUUCUACACAUUGUGGUUAUCCUAUGGCUUUGACCAGCUUCCUAGGCUGGAGAGGGCCAUGUGUACAUGCAUGUACUAUUGGCCACAGAAAAGUCUUUAUUUCUCCUUGCAGGAUAUGUUCGCUUUUUCUUUGGGCACUGAGUCCUUGUAUUUUAAGAGUCAACUUCCUGGAGGUAUAAUUUACACGAUAAAAUGCACACAGUUUCACAAGUGUUGACAAAUGUCUAUGCCUGUGUAACCACUGCUCUAGAAAGUUAACUUACGCCCAUCGCCCUUGCAUUCUUGAAAAAUAAGUGAUGCUUCUUGCGAAGGAAGAAAUGCUCAGGAAUCCUAUUCAAGUGUUUAAAAAUCAAAACAUAGUUUGGACAUUAGGACCCCUGGAGCCUUUGAAGCAAGAUACCAGGACUCUAAGCUCUGUUUGGAAAUAUUGGGGGUUAUAUGUUUACUGUCAUUGGAAAGAAAAGAGAUGGAACAUUUU
Molecule: messenger RNA, 1617 nt
Organism: Lemur catta (Ring-tailed lemur)
Lineage: Eukaryota; Metazoa; Chordata; Mammalia; Primates; Lemuridae
Gene: SHISA9
Product: shisa family member 9
Exons: 2
Coding region: 1-618 (205 amino acids)
Biological process (GO): regulation of short-term neuronal synaptic plasticity; regulation of AMPA receptor activity
Cellular component (GO): postsynaptic density; dendritic spine membrane; postsynaptic membrane
Source: RefSeq, a predicted model, not a curated record